Lolium perenne is the source of this 698-nucleotide messenger RNA. Its product is annotated as protein S40-1-like. NCBI's taxonomy places the organism in Eukaryota, Viridiplantae, Streptophyta, Magnoliopsida, Poales, Poaceae. The record is from RefSeq and is a predicted model, not a curated record.
CCUAUAAAUCUCUCGCGCCACGCCGAUCUCCGGAGAGAAAGGUUUUGGACAAGCAGCUUGUCGCAUUCACAAAUCAUAAGCUCUCGUUGGUCAUUUCGUUCACAGCUCCUAGACUCCUAGUUCGCGCGCACAGCUACUUGGUCCAUCGGUCGAUCGGCCGGCCAUGUCGACCCAGAACCUGGCGUCGUCGGCGAAAUGCGCGGCGUGGGCGCAGGAGAGGCGCCCGUUCACGCGCCCGAUCGACAUCCCGUCGGUCUCGGGCGCGCCGGACGAGCGGCGAGGGGGCGCCGGCGAGGAGGAGGACGGCGAGCGCUCGCCGCCGCACGUGCUGAUGGCGCGGCGCAGGGAGGCCUUCUCGGUGUGCUCCGGGCAGGGGCGGACGCUCAAGGGCCGGGACCUCACGCGGAUGCGCGACUCCGUCCUCCGCAUGACCGGAUUCAUCGAGGGCUAAUGCAUGGCGGACGCGCGCGCCGGGCUGCACUGCCGCUGCCACGGCCUGCACGUCGGUUCAUUCAGUUCGUUUGUGGAGUUAGAUAGCUAGCUACGAACCUAGAAAUUUAUGUCGAUGAAUUUUCUUCGAUCGAUCGGUCUCGAUCGUUUGUGAGUUGUUGUAAGCAGCGAGAGGUGCAACUAAUCUCCGCUAGCGUGUGAUUGGUGUAAAUUUGCUCUAUGUCUGAUUCUUCGUGAAUUGAUUGGAA